AGUAGGCUGGGCGCGAGAGUGAUAAUAUUAAUCUGGCUUCCUGUGCUCCUACUCAAAGACUCCUCGACAUUUCCCAUCGCAAGAGUGAAAGAUGAAGACGUUUUUAAUUCUCUUCCUGCUAGGGACGACCUUUGCAGACCCGAGCGCAACUUCUUGUCCUUCGUCUUGCAACUGCCAAGUCAGUGAGCUCAGAGACGAUUUGCUCGCCAGCUCAUGGAAUCCGGACCAAGACGCGCCAAAGUUGCAUCCAAACGAGGCAAUACACCUAGCUGACGAGGACAAUAUCAAUUUCCACGGCCUGCUGCGGACGGCGAUUUGCGUUUAUCAGUCGGACGUUAAGUUGGACGCAUGGAUGGCAGGGCUUCCACUCAACUUGGAGGCGCUGACCAUCAUGCAAGCGCCUGGUGUGGACAAGGUCAUUUUCGAGGAGCACCACUUCCAGCAAUUCCCGUCGCUGGUGCUGCUUGACAUCCAAGCCGUGGCGAACGCGUCCUCCGUGGUGCUCAAGAGCAAUUGCCUGCGCCCCCUACGUAACCUCAAGUUCCUCUCUCUGAAGAACAUCCGAUUCCAGGGCCAGCCCGACGUCGCUCCUCCGCCACCACCGCAGUACGUGAUCCCGGAUCUAGGCCCCGACCUGACCCAGUGGAAAAUUCAACAGCCGGUGCAGCCGAUGGAAAUUAAUUUUGUCGCACACGACGAGCCAAUGCCGUACUCCGAGUACAAGGCGGCCAUCGAGCACGCAGACAUGACCAUCUUUAGCGGACUAGAGAGACUCGAGGUGCUCAGAAUCGAGAGCUGCGGCAUGACAGAAAUCAAGUGGCAAAUGUUUCAGGGUCUGCGGAGCCUGGAGUGGUUAUCCCUAGAUAAGAACGAGUUAUUGUACAUUCCGGACUUUGCUUUCUACGGGGCCCCGCACCUAAAGCGCCUUUCACUUGCGCACAAUCGCAUCCUCACGAUGCACUUCCGAAAUUUGGCCGGUCUCCUCGAGUUGGAAAGACUUGACAUGUCGGACAACAACUUGUCGUACCUGUCGGAGCUGUCCUUGCCGCCUUUCCCAAAACUGCUGGAGGCUGACUUCCGCAAUAACCCUAUAGAAAACAUCUACAAGUCUACCUUUGAAGUAAUGAAUCGCACAGAAACGCUCUUUCUGGGCGGAGACCAGAAGUUGAGAAUUGAAGUAGGCGGUCUCUCUGGAUUGGAUUCACUUAGGACUCUGACAAUUUCGAACGCAAAGCUGAGAGUUCUGGAUCUGUCCACAUUGAAAGGUGCGAGACGACUAAGGAAAUUAAAAAUCCAGGGACAAGUCGAAGAGAUCGCUUAUGACGCAUUUUCGGCGGCAAGCAAACUGGAACAACUCAUCCUUAGGCACUGCCAAACAAAGCGAAUUUCAAUGGAUGCCUUUUACGGCCUCUUUGGUCUGUCCAUUCUUGACCUGUCAAACAACCAACUGACCUCUCUACCAAAUGGAAUCUUCGACCAGCUCACCUCUCUAAAAGAACUGCAGCUGCAAAAUAAUCUAUUCACAACCCUUCCAGAAGACAUUUUCCUAAAGCUCUCGGCAAAGAUGAUCCGCCUGGACGGAAAUCCGUGGCACUGUAGCUGUGCAAUGCGCGAGUGGCGGCCAAUGUCCAUCAACAAGGUCAAGGUGCCGGUUGACCGCACUUUGCAAAGUGCGGACCCAAAGGGUGGUGUCGGAAUGACCGUGCAAACCUACCAGUAUCGCUUUGAGAAGAGAGCAGCGCCCAAAUGUAAGACUCCCUUGCAGUAUGAAGGCUGGAGCGUAUUCCACGCAUUGCGGAAAGAACUCAAGUGCACCCUCAGCGAGGCCAAAAUUCAAUCUAUCAACAGGAGAAGGCUCGAGGCAAAGAAGAUCCUAGAUUCGAAGCGGAAUCAAGUCGAGGCUCAAGUUGUCGAACAAAGAGCCCCAGUUCCGGAGGCCGUGGAUAAGAACGAGACUGUGACGGUGCCACAAGCGAUAGCAACAACUGAGCCAAUCACUAAAGUUCCAUUCAAGGAAUUGAGUAACAAAAUCAGCAAUGAUUUGCCGGAAGAUUUAGCUCUGCCGAAAAAUGAGCAUUCAAAUGAACUGGCGCCAAUCACGCUUGGAGUUGGGACGCCGAGGCAAGUUGAGCACAAUGGUAAAGUGAUUACUCUUUCAAAGAAAGCCUACAAACUCGACUUGGAACGCAAGCGGCAAGAGAAAUACAAGAGACUGCAACAGGCAGAACUGUCACAAAACACUCCAUGAAUUAAAGUUUGAUAGGAAUCAGCCAAAAUUGGAACAUUUUGUUAAUUUUGUACCCAUGUAACGGAAGGAGUUAACUGAAUAAACUCUUUUACAAU
Molecule: messenger RNA, 2343 nt
Organism: Cloeon dipterum
Lineage: Eukaryota; Metazoa; Arthropoda; Insecta; Ephemeroptera; Baetidae
Product: toll-like receptor 9
Exons: 8
Coding region: 92-2248 (718 amino acids)
Molecular function (GO): protein binding
Source: RefSeq, a predicted model, not a curated record